Messenger RNA from Etheostoma cragini (Arkansas darter), 1952 nucleotides. Its product is annotated as vesicular inhibitory amino acid transporter-like. Gene Ontology annotation, cellular component: vacuolar membrane. The coding region runs from base 1 to 1938 and encodes 645 amino acids. Gene Ontology annotation, molecular function: amino acid transmembrane transporter activity. Lineage: Eukaryota; Metazoa; Chordata; Actinopteri; Perciformes; Percidae. The transcript is spliced from 8 exons. Gene Ontology annotation, biological process: amino acid transmembrane transport. The record is from RefSeq and is a predicted model, not a curated record.
AUGGGCUCUCUUCGCUGGGCUCGGAGCUCUUGGCAGCCCUGGAGCAGUGCUGGGUCUCUGUGGGGCCGGGCACUAUCGAGGCUACACCUAGACUGGACAACAAGGUUGUUUCAGGAGGAUGAAGAGAUGCUGAUUCUGACCCACAGCGAUGAAUUGAACAGGACCUAUGGUGAGAACAACAUUACAAGCAAAAACAACAGAAGCUGUGAUGACACCACAAGAAACAGCACAUUAUUUGGAAGCAAUAGCCUAUCUCCAACUGAACAAUAUAAUCCCAGUAUCCCAGGAUGCACCAGCACAUUGUUGCAGCAGAGUCCAGCUUUUAAAGAAACCAGAGCUACUGUAAUCUCCACUGGACCCAGAACCAUCACCAUAACUUCAGCGGUUUCUGCUGAAGACUCUGUUUGGUUCAAAAACAACAAGAGUUAUGGCAAACAAAGAAGAUCCUCAGAGAUGCGUGCUGACAAAACAGGAAACAAUGUUGAGGAGAACCCGAGUUUCAACCAGAACCAGAGGGACAAGAGAGGCUCCCACAGGCUGUUUAGAGGGAAUAUGCAAAAACAGAGACGUUCUGAGGAUGUAGAGAAAAAAAAGAAAGGAGAGGAAACUGUGGAGGAAACUUCUCCAGUCUGUGCCAGCAGAGAAGAAGAGAGAGGAAGGAUGAGUUUGGCUAAUCCAGUUCAGAGCCCCAGAACUGGUCUUAAACCUACUCUCACCAUCACCGCCUGGGAGGCUGGCUGGAAUGUCACAAAUGCUAUACAGGGUAUCUUUGUGUUGGGUUUACCUUUUGCUCUGGUCCAGUCGGGUUACCUGGGUCUAGUUCUGCUGGUUCUGUCAGCCUGGGUGUGUAACCACACAGGGAGCAUCCUGGUGGACUGUCUAUAUGAAGAGGAACAAAGUGAAGGCUUGGUGUCAAGGGUCCGAGUCCGACACAGCUACCAGGACGUAGUGGAGGCCUGCUGCAAAGGACUGUGGCCCCACUGGCCUGGACUGGGAGGGUGGAUGGUAAAUGUAUCUCAGGUCAUUGAACUGUUAAUGACGUGCACCUUGUAUUUGGUUGUCUCCACCGGUCUGUUGUCUGACAGUCUAUCAGGGAUGGCUGUUCCUCGAUCAGUGUGUUCUCUGGUGUCUCUGAUGUUCCUGCUGCCCUGCCUGCUGCUGACUGAUCUCAGACCAGUCUCCACCCUCAGCCUGCUGUGCUCCCUGGCUCACAUACUGAUCAGUCUGCUGGUCAUGCUGUACUGUCUGAGUCGAGCCAGCAGCUGGUCCUGGUCCACUUUGUCUCUGUCGGUGGACCCGGAGAACUUCCUUGUCUCUGUGGGCGUCAUCAUCUUUUCCUACACCUCUCAGAUCUUCCUCCCUCCUCUAGAGGGCAGUAUGGAGGACAGAGGGCAGUUCAAUGCCAUGCUGGGGUGGACCCAUGGUUCUGCUUGCAUCAUGAAAACUCUGUUUUCUUUACUGGCCGUAUUAACAUGGGGCGCAGAGACCAGUGAGGUCAUCACAGACAACCUACCCUCUGACCUCCGACCUCUCGUCAACCUGUGUCUGCUGGCUAAAGCCCUGCUGUCCUACCCUCUGCCAUUCUACUCUGCUGCUGAAAUACUACAAACCUGUCUGCUUGGAGAUGUCCCUUCAAACUCCAAACAUGUCGGUCGAGGUGUGUCACGUCCGGCCCUGUUGGUCCGCACCGCCUUGCUGAUGACAUCAUACCUACUGGCCCUGCUAGUCCCCAGCUUCUCCUUGUUGAUGGGUUUGACAGGCAGUGUUACCGGGGCAGCCAUGACACUCAUACUGCCGUGCCUGUUUCACCUCAGACUGCAGUGGGGUCGCCUCACUGUGAGGGACCUACUCAUAGAUGUGUGUAUACUGUGUCUUGGGGUCAUCUGUAGUGUGUCUGGUGUGAUUUGUUCAGUGAAAAGACUGGUGAGAGCACUGUAGGGUGGAUGGAUGGA